Neogale vison (American mink) is the source of this 612-nucleotide messenger RNA. Its product is annotated as zinc finger and SCAN domain-containing protein 2-like. The record is from RefSeq and is a predicted model, not a curated record. Gene Ontology annotation, biological process: regulation of transcription by RNA polymerase II. The transcript has a single exon. Bases 1 to 612 code for a protein of 203 amino acids. Gene Ontology annotation, molecular function: DNA-binding transcription factor activity, RNA polymerase II-specific; RNA polymerase II cis-regulatory region sequence-specific DNA binding. NCBI's taxonomy places the organism in Eukaryota, Metazoa, Chordata, Mammalia, Carnivora, Mustelidae.
AUGACAGAGCUGGCGUCCUCGGGGGGCGGGUCCCCUGCGGGGGACGGGGAGGAGGGCCUGGGGGACGAGCGAGGCCUGGUCAUCCACCACCCCGCGGAGGAGCAGCCGCACCGCUGCCCGCUGUGCGGCCAGACCUUCUCGCAGCAGCCCAGCCUGGUGCGGCACCAGAAGGCGCACGCGGGGGGCGGCCGCGCGGCCGCCUUCGUGUGCCCCGAGUGCGGCAAGGCCUUCAGCGUCAAGCACAACCUCGAGGUGCACCAGCGCACGCACACCGGCGAGCGGCCCUUCCCCUGCCCCGAGUGCGGCCGCUGCUUCAGCCUCAAGCAGAACCUGCUCACGCACCAGCGCAUCCACAGCGGCGAGAAGCCGCACCAGUGCGCGCAGUGCGGCCGCUGCUUCCGCGAGCCGCGCUUCCUGCUCAACCACCAGCGCACGCACGCGCGCAUGCCCGCGCCGCACCCGCGCCGGCCCGGCGUGUUCGGGGAGCGGCGGCCCUACUUCUGCGCCCGCUGCGGCAAGAGCUUCGCGCGCGAGGGCUCGCUCAAGACCCACCAGCGCAGCCACGGCCACGCGCCCGACGGCCCCGCGGCCCAUUUAGGCCGCGUGCUCUGA